Messenger RNA from Diospyros lotus (date-plum), 3492 nucleotides. RefSeq lists its product as uncharacterized. Lineage: Eukaryota; Viridiplantae; Streptophyta; Magnoliopsida; Ericales; Ebenaceae. The transcript is spliced from 3 exons. Bases 320 to 3271 code for a protein of 983 amino acids. The record is from RefSeq and is a predicted model, not a curated record.
CUCUCUCUCUCUCUCUCAGAGUGAACUGAAACAGCUUUCGCGGUCUAUUUGGUUUCUCUGCUGCUGGGUACUUACUUCUUCUCUUUAGCUCACUUUGCAUCCAUUAUUGUGUUCGUGAGUCGAAUGCAGCAGCAGCAGCAGCAACUCUUCGUUAUCUACGGUUCCUGAUCUCUCCACUGGAUGUGACUUGCCGUAGAACAUCUUGAUUUCCCGCUAACAUAGAUGGACUAAAAGGCUUGAUAUGUUGUUGAAUGGUAUUCGAGAGCAUACACCAGUUAAGAUGCAAUCAAGUGAUCAAUACUGAGGACCUUCCAGCAAUAUGGGGUUCAACAAAGAAGUCAUGAGAAGUUCAAGGCCCAGAGAAGGAUCAGAAGUGACGAAACAGAGGACCCUUUCACAUCGAGCAGCGACUCACAUUCUAAGGUUCCAAGACAAGCCGAGAAUAGGAAGUCCAUCUGCUCAACCUUGGCAUCAAGAAUUAAGGCAGCGUGCGGGUGAUGGGCUCAAAUUCUGUCCAAAGACUCGGCAUAACUCUCAGAAACCCUGGACUGGGGGAAGUAGAGAUGAUGAGCUCGUUAAGCACAUGUCGAAUUUGCCUGGCUAUCUCCAGCCAGUGGAGAAAGGAGAAACUUUUCAAGAGAAGGCUCUGAAUUUUGGAGUUCUUGAUUGGGAGCGUCUAGAAAAGUGGAAGUAUGGGAAGACAUGCACACUGCCAAGAGGUCACACCAAUUCAUCUUCUUCUGGCAAUAAUCCAUCCAAUAGAGUUGAGAGCAAGAAUCAAUCUUGUACAAAGAAGCAACUGCAAAUGCAAUCACAUUGUCAGAGUCUCAGUUCAUCUCAUGGAGGUGGCCCCCCUUCUCGACAUAAAUCGUCUCAAGGGAAGGCCGUGCAACAAGAUUUGGAAGUCUCUUCGCGGAACACCUUGAGCGAGCAAAGAAACUCCAACCGGUCAGUUAAAACUUCUGGCAGAAAUCGUUCUGAUAGUAAGCUUGAGAGGGGCAAGAAAAAAGAUUCAAAUCAGAACUUCAAAUCCGAUAAAGAAACCUCCUUGUCAGGCUCAAGGAAAGAUGGGUUCUCACAUUCUUCCAAGGACAGUACAAAUGCUCAAAAUCGUGUAUUCUCCAACAGGAUAGAGGGCUUGCAAGAACCAACAAAUCGUCUAGGUCGAAAACAGUGCCCUGGCAAGCACAAAAGCGUUGUUCUUCUCUUUCCCAAGCAAUCUCCCCAAAAAGUUUGCGCUGAGGUGGUUCAGCCUUCAGAUGGCUUUUCCUCUGUGGAUGUUCACUCUGCAGUGGUCUAUUCUAAGGUUCCACACUCUUCACCACUUGAUGUUGGUGGAGAGCUUCCAGAUGAUGCUUCUUGCACAUGUUUGGAUCCAAAUGGAAGACCAGUGCCUCUAUCCCAAGGUAAACGCAUCGAUGAGGAUACGCCAAGCACGAAGGCUUCAAGUGAAAAAGUGCUUCAUACCUCAAAGUAUCAUGAAGCUGCUACUUCACCUGCUGCUGUGAAUGGGCGGCAUCCUUCUCCUAAUCGCCUGUUUGGCUUUGGCCUUGGACGGAUUGCCAGAACUCUCAAUUUUAAGGAGAUCUCAUCUUUUCCCAAGCUGAAUGCUACAUAUCCCAUCUUCAAGUCUGGUCCUGUGAGAUCAGGAGCACUUGAUGGCUUUUCUUCUGCUGAGGAGCUUCAGCCUGCAAAAUUUUGGUCUGAGAUUGCACACUCUUCUCCACUUCCUGUUGGAGAACCCGACACGAGGCAUAAGUUAACCGCUGCUGAGACAACAGAGCUUUCCUAUGAUGCUACUUCUGCUUCCAAGCCUCCAAAUGAAGCGCUAAAAAUGCCUCUUGCCGAAAAUGCAGUUAGGAUUUCCAAGAAACUGGACCAAGAAGCUAACCAACCAACAGCUGGGAAAGGAAGGCAUCCCUCACCUAGCCGUCGCUUCAGCUUUGCCCUUGGUAGGAUUAGCAGAAGUUUUAGCUUUAGGGAAGGUUCAGUUGUUCCACAGCCGAGUUCCCCAUAUGGUACUGUCAAGUCUGGUCCUGUGAGACCCCAAGUGUGUGAUUCUUUGGACAAUGAAAGUAGAAACAAGGCCAACAAUCACAGCAGAGCGAGAUCCAGCCCCCUGAGAAGGUUACUUGACCCUCUACUUAAGACCAGGGCAACAAAUCCAUUCCAUUCCAAUGGGACUGCUACAGCAAGUUUGUACUCAACGUCCGAAGUUAUGAGCGGUACCGAAUCCCUUCCGGAUAAGAAACACGAGCUUUCAACUGUCCAAGCUCUUCUGCAACUUACGAUUGAGAAUGGACUCCCGGUGUUCAAACUCAUUCUCCAUAACACCAGUGACAUUUUUGUUGCCAUGAAAAAGUUAACUGCAUCUGGCAAGGAUGGCACUGAAUGGAUCUACAAUUUCCACUCGGUCCAUGCAAGUAAGAAGAGUGGCAGCAGGGUAAAUCAAGCAGAUAAAGGAAAAGGUUGUGGUUUUGGCUACAAUACUAUUGGUCAGAUGAAGGUUUCCAGCUCUGAUGAAGUAGGUACAGCUACAGAGUUUGUGCUCUAUGGUGUUGGACAGGCAGACCCGAAAACACAAGAUUUGAUGCCAGAUAAGGAGCUUGCAGCCAUCAUUGUCGAGAUCCCGGUUGGGAAUUCAUGUGGUGAUGUAGAAGAUCAAAUACGAAAGGGCAAAGAGUUAACUGGGAAUGCUUCUGUAGAGUGCUUAAAGAAAAGAGAAACUGAGAAAUUCAGUAGUACCAGAGUCAGUAGUACCACAGUCAUUCUCCCCGGGGGUGUUCAUGGCUUCCCUAAUAAAGGCGUUCCAUCGCCAAUGAUUAACAGAUGGAGAUCCCGGGGAUCAUGCGACUGUGGAGGCUGGGAUGUCGGUUGCAAACUAAGAAUUCUCACCAACGAGGAUCAGAAUUGUGAGCAGCUUGGACCUUCCCGGCCAUGCUCAAAUCUAGAUCAGUUCGUUCUUUUCGACCAGGGAGGAGCUCAAGGCAAUCGGCUAAUCUUCAGCCUCGCAUCACUCAAGAAGGGGAUUUACACUGUUGAAUUCAGUUCAUCAAUUUCCCUGUUACAAGCAUUCUCGAUCUGUGUUGCAGUCUUGAGUAGUCAGAAAUCAUUUGAUUUCCCAGAAGUGAAUGACCCUUCUGAAGCAAAACUUCAGGAGGAAUCAACUUUGAUUGCUUGUAAAGGUACAAAGACACCCACCAAAACCCAUGGAGAAUUACCCACAAAAUAUGUGCGGUUGCCACCCGCAUCCCCUUUUGGAAGAGUCUAGCUCCAUGCCAAUAAUCCAUGUUGUGAACAAUAAACACUUUUUUAUUCGGGGGUCAAAAUGACAUGUUGUGCAGCUCUGAGCCUGAUUGGUGAUUGGCAUCUUCCCCAUUCACCAAAAAACAAACGUUAAAAUUUUUCUCUCAGACACGCCGAAGUUUGUUGCUCAAGUUUUAAGAAGCUUGAAGAUACGAGCAUUUGGUUGAAAAUAAACUUAUUUUCGUA